Messenger RNA from Rotaria sordida, 3858 nucleotides. NCBI's taxonomy places the organism in Eukaryota, Metazoa, Rotifera, Eurotatoria, Philodinida, Philodinidae. The record is from the annotation of a GenBank genome assembly.
AUGACAGAUAACAGUAAUCUGCGAAUCGCCAAUAAUAAGAUACCACCAAUAAUAAAUACCAAGGAGAUUUCUGUUCAAAUACCCACUAGCAAUCGGAAGCCUUGUGGUUUAGACUGGGCUGAAUCAUCCUGGAUACGAUGGAUUUAUGUCGUAUUUUGGUGGUGGUUAAAUCCAAUUUUAAAUAUUGGUUAUAAACGUCAACUAACUGAAGAUGAUUUAUUUGAAGUAUCACCAAAUGAUGAAUGCAGUCAAUUAUUGAAUAGACUUGAAAGAGUAUGGGAAAAAAAUGAAAAUAAAUAUGGAUAUAUUACUAUAUGGAAAAUAAUCGUAAAAACAUUUUGGCAAGAGUGUCUAAUAGCCGGUUUAAUUUUACUUCCAUAUAUUGGUACAAAACUAGCUCAACCUCUACUUUUAAAGCAAAUCGUUCUUCAUAUUAAUGAUUUAAAUGCAGCUUCAUACAUUGGCUAUGUAUAUGCCAUUGGAUUAGUACUUGCGGCAAUUUUCCAAUCAAUCCUCCAUCAUCAAUUUUUUCUUCGUAUAAUACGAACUGGGAUGCAUAUACGCAUUGCACUUUCAUCUUUUAUUUAUAAAAGACUAUUGUCAUUGCCAAUGACAGCAAUUAUUAAAACAACUACAGGUCAUGUGAUAAAUUUAAUUUCUAAUGAUGUUAGUAAAUUUGAAGAAUUAACUACUAUUAUACAUCAUAUAUGGGCAGCACCAUUAGAAGCAAUCAUUGUCUUUGGUUUAAUUUGGAAUGAAAUUGGUAUUCCGACUUUAUUCGGUUACGGUGUAUUGUUACUUUUAGUACCAUUGCAAGUAUUUUUUAGUAAAAAAUUUGCAACAUUUAGAAAAGAAACCGUACAAUGGACCGAUAAACGUGUAAAAAUUAUUAAUGAAAUCUUCGUUGGUUGUCAAAUUGUUAAAAUGUAUAGAUGGGAAGAAGCAUUGGAAGCUCUUGUUUAUAAUACAAGAAAAAAUGAGCUUAGAAGUAUUCAAAAAGCAAGUCGAAUUCGAGCAAUUAAUAUGGGAAUGUAUUUUUCAUCAAUAUCAUUAAUUUCGUUAGCUACAUUUGGUGGAAGCUGGUUGAUGAAUCAAACACUAUCUCCUGCGACUAUAUUCACGAUUUUAUCACUGUUUGGUAUGGUAAGAUAUCCAUUAACAGCUAACUUACCUUUUGCUAUUGAAAAAUUAAGUGAAAGUACCAUAGCUUCAAAUCGCAUUAAUCAAUUCAUGAAUUUAUCUAAGCAGACUCGUAGAAAAACGUACCAAGAAAAAUCUGUCAGCGACCAUGAUCGAAUACCAGGCACUAUAGUAAUGGAUAGAGCCUCAUUUACAUGGGGUUCUACUCAAACAAUUGAAUUAAUUGACAUUGAUUUAAAGGUAAAUAAUGGUUCAUUAGUUGGUAUUAUAGGAACAAUUGGCUCGUGUAAAUCGUCCCUUUUGGCUGCUAUACUCGGUGAAAUGUCUCUUGUUCAAGGUAGUAGUAAGAUAUAUGGUAAAACUUCAUAUGUACCUCAAACACCAUGGAUAUUUGCUGGUACCAUACGUGAAAACAUAUUGUUUGGUAAAUCCUUUGAUAAAGAGAAAUAUGAACGUGUAUUGAAAUCAUGUCAAUUAAAUGCUGAUUUACGAUCAUUGUCCGCUGGUGAUUUAACAGUAAUUGGUGAAAAAGGAGUAAAUUUAAGUGGAGGACAAAAAGCUCGUCUUACACUUGCUCGAGCUGUAUAUACCGAAGCUGAUAUUUAUUUAUUUGAUGAUCCAUUAGCAGCAGUUGAUCUUACAGUUGCCAGAAAAAUUUUUAAACAAUGCAUUAGUAAUGAAGGUAUUUUGAAUAAUAAAACUCGAUUAUUAGUUACACAUCAAAUACAAUUUUUAUCAGAAUUUGAUCAUUGUAUUUUAUUACAUGAUGGUCAAAUAGAAAAACAAGGUUUCUAUAAUGAUUUAUUAACAAUAGAUAAAAUAAAAGAAUCCUAUGAAAAUCAACAAUAUCAUACAGAUGAAACAAGAGAUAUUAGAAAACGAAACGAUAGUAUUAUUUCUUAUUAUGAUACGACUAAUCUACCUGAAGAUAAUAAUGAAACUAGUAUUGUUCAAGAAGAAACAUCUAUUAGUGGGAAAGUCAGCAUUGAUGUUUGGUUGAAACUAUUUACUUCUGGUUAUGGCUGGAUUGGAUUAUUGUUAUUGUUUUUUUUAAUGUUAUUAGGUGAAGGUGUUUAUGAUGCAACUAAUAAAUGGUUAAGUUUAUGGUCAUCAAAGAUACACAUAGAACAACGCAAAAAUCAUUAUCCAUAUAUAUACUUAGGAUUGGUAAUUGGUACGUGGAUAAUUGGAUUAAGUCGUGCUAAUUAUUUUUUCCAUUUGAUAUUACGUGGUGCAUCUGCAUUACAUAAUAGUAUGCUUAAAGGUGUUUUAUAUAGUUCAUUAAGAUUUUAUGAAAGUAAUCCAGUUGGUCGUGUAUUAAAUAGAUUUAGUAAAGAUCAACAAGUUGUUGAUGAAUUAUUACCAGCAACAUUUUUUGAUACAAUUCAAAUAUUACUAAUGGUAUUAGGUAGUAUUGUUAUUAUUGGUAUGACAAAUCCAUGGAUUUUAUUAAUAUUAAUACUCAUUAUUCCAAUAUUUCUAUGGUUAAGAAGAUUUUAUUUAAAAACAAGUACAGCUGUUAAACGAAUAGAUAGUGUAACUAGAAGUCCUAUUUAUGCAUUAUUUUCUUCAUCAUUAAGUGGAUUAAUGACUAUCAGAGCAUUUAAUAUGGAAAAUGAUUUUGUAAAUCUAUUUAUUGAUAAAAUUAAUGCAAAUACGCGCGCAUUUUUUAUAUUUACUUGUUCAGGUAGAUGGUUUGGUUUUAGAUUAGACUUAAUGACUUGUUGUUUAACAUUUCUAACCGCAACUUUAUGUGUUGCUUUACGUAAAAGUAUGGAUCCUUCAUCUGUAGCAUUGGCUCUAUCGUACUGUAUAAGUUUAACUACUCUUUUUCAAUGGGGAGUACGUCAGUCGGCUGAAACUGAAAAUUUUAUGACUAGUGCAGAAAGAAUUGAUGAAUAUUCUCACAUUCCUUCAGAAGCAGGUUUUUACAAAGAAGAAUCAGAACCACCAGUUAAUUGGCCAUUCGAAGGAAGAAUCCAAUUCGAAAAUUAUAAGUUAAGAUAUCGUCCUGAACUUGAACCUGUAUUAAAAGGUAUUAAUUUAGAAAUUCUUCCACGGAAUAAAAUUGGUAUUAUUGGACGUACAGGUGCUGGUAAAUCGUCUAUUUUUCAAGCACUAUUUCGAUUAACUGAUAAAUCAACAAUAGAUGGGAAGAUUUUUAUUGAUGGAAUUGAUAUUAGUAAAAUUAGUCUGAACGAUUUACGAUCAAUUUUAAAUAUUAUCCCACAGUCUCCAAUAUUAUUCAGUAAUACACUUCGAUAUAAUCUAGAUCCAUUUGGACAUUAUACUGAUGAACAAUUAUGGAACGCAUUAGAAGCUGUUCAAUUAAAAACAAAGAUUGAUAAAUUAAAAGAUAAAUUAAAUAUACAAGUAGCAGAAUAUGGAAGUAAUUUUAGUGUUGGUGAAUGUCAAUUAAUAUGUAUAGCAAGAGCAAUUCUUAAACAAAGUAAAAUUUUACUAAUCGAUGAAGCAACAGCACAUGUUGACACAAAAACUGAUCAAUUAAUUCAACAAAUUUUACAUGAAAAAUUUAUCGAUCAAACGAUAUUAACAAUUGCACAUCGUCUGAAUACAGUAAUGAAAAGCGAUAAAAUUGUUGUUAUGAAUGAUGGUAUCAUUGAACAAUAUGGAACGCCAACAGAAUUACUUACUCAACAAAAUCAAUUACUUGCUGAUAUUGACAAUGAGAAUAAAUUAUCGUCCACUUCAAAAUAG